Messenger RNA from Octopus bimaculoides (California two-spot octopus), 8790 nucleotides. Its product is annotated as 3',5'-cyclic-AMP phosphodiesterase 4C. Gene Ontology annotation, molecular function: 3',5'-cyclic-nucleotide phosphodiesterase activity. The record is from RefSeq and is a predicted model, not a curated record. Gene Ontology annotation, biological process: signal transduction. NCBI's taxonomy places the organism in Eukaryota, Metazoa, Mollusca, Cephalopoda, Octopoda, Octopodidae.
GGAGGAGAAGAUAAAUCAAGCAGUAAUAGCACCACUAAGAGCAGUAGUAGUAAUAGCAGAGCAGUAGUAGUAAUAGCAGAGCAACAGCAGCAAUAACAGCAGCAGCAACGGCAGGAACAUUGCCUAGACUCCGAGACUAAAUAAAAUGUAGCAGCAGUAGUUGUAACACUGUUUGCAGCUGUGGCCUACUAACUUUCAUGUUAGUAUUGAUGUAUUAUUUCAUAAGAGAACAGCAUUUGCGACUAGCAGAGCAAAAAGGAAAGAAGCCAAGAUAGGUCUGAUUUUAAGUAGAAAUAUUUACUGUGUUUUCAAGGAAUAUAGCAUUACAGUGUGUGUGUAUAUGGAUCCUAAAUCUGAAUUCAUUACUGUUUGACAGCACUUUCAAUCUUAUUUAUCAACAGGAUUCCUCAUAAUCAUUUCUUUUAUGCAUAUAUAUGUAUAUAUAUAUAUAAAUAUUUAUAUAUAUAAGUCAGUAUUCAAAAAGCAUUUGCUUUCCAAUAGCUAUGUUGAAUACUUGUAUCUUCUUUAGCUGUUGCACAUGUUAAUGCACAAAUAUAUAUAUGCACACAGACACACAUACACAUACACACACAUAAUUACAAUAUAUGUUUGUAUGUAGUAUUUUUCAUAAGAUUAUUAAAUAUUUAAACUUUCACUUUUAGCAUUUUAUAUGAAGUUUACAAAAUAUUUGUAGAAUAAACAUUAUUUAUUGAAUGCAGUAAAUAAAUUGUUGAUACAAUUUGCUUAAAAGAAAAGAAAAUGUAGAAAAAUUGAGUUUGAGAAAUAUUUUAUAUAACCUGUUUAUAUGCAACUUUAAUCGGGCAUGAUAUUUGGGGAACUAUUAUAAAACUCAUACCAUAGAUAUUCCUAAAUGGAGAAUCCUAAUUACUCUAAAGUUGUCCUACCUCGGGUCCUUAGUACCAGUGCACUGAGAGUACCAAAACAGCGGUAUUCAUUCUGGCAAAGGCAUCACACAGGAGAGGCAAGACAACAUUUGGGAGAUCAAAGACAUUCAGAGGAUUUGAUUGUUACCCCAUUUGCCCAGAUUCUGGCCAGUUUACGCAGUGUUCGGAAUAAUUACCUCAACUUAACCAAUGUGAACUUACCAAAAGAGAGAACCAGAAGAGGUUCUUCAACUGGUCCCCAUAGUUCGCAAAGAGAACAUUACCAACAAUCUCAGGCUCAGAAUUCUCAAACUUCAACAAAUAAAGAUGAGUCAUACUACAAAUUGGCUUUGGAGACUCUUGAGGAACUUGACUGGUGUUUGGAUCAACUCGAAACUAUUCAGACACAUCGAUCAGUUAGUGAUAUGGCAUCAAGCAAAUUCAAACGGAUGCUAAACAGGGAGCUUAGUCAUUUUGCAGAGUCAAGUAAAUCAGGGAAUCAAAUAGCAGAGUACAUAUGCAGUACAUAUCUUGAUAAACAACAGGAAUUAGAUGUGCCAACAUUAAAGGUAGAAGAUACAGAUAGACCAGGAAACAAAGAUAUAUUUCAAAAAGACAAGAACCGACCAAUGUGUCAGAUAUCUGGAGUACGGAAACUGAAGCAUACUAACAGUUUCACAGGUGUUGUUCCAAAACAUGGUGUGGAAACGCCUCAUAGAGAAGAACUUGGGAAGCAUUUGGCAGAUAUUGACAAGUGGGGAAUAGACGUGUUUAAGAUUUCAGAAUAUUCUAACAAUCGACCAUUGACUUGUGUUACAUAUACUAUAUUACAGGAGAGAAAUCUGCUGAAAACCUUCCAAAUUCCUGCCCAAACAGUUGUAACCUACUUGAUGCAUCUAGAAGACCAUUACCACCGUGAUGUUCCUUACCAUAAUGCUAUGCAUGCAGCAGAUGUUACACAAUCAACUCAUGUUUUACUAUCAGUAUCUGCUUUGGAGAAUGUAUUCACUGAUCUUGAAGUGUUGGCAGCAAUAUUUGCCUGUACUAUUCAUGAUGUUGACCAUCCGGGUGUGACAAAUCAAUAUUUAGUCAACACAAGUUCUGAACUUGCCCUAAUGUAUAAUGAUGAGUCAGUUUUAGAGAAUCACCAUCUAGCUGUGGCAUUUAAACUUCUGCAAGAAGAAAACUGUGAUAUUUUUGCAAAUCUUUCAAGAAAACAACAUCAGUCAUUACGAAAGAUGGUUAUAGAUAUGGUACUGGCCACAGAUAUGUCUAAACAUAUGAGUUUAUUAGCUGACCUAAAAACAAUGGUCGAAACUAAGAAAGUUGCUGGAUCUGGUGUUCUACUGCUGGAUAACUAUACUGACAGAAUUCAGGUAUUACAAAACAUGGUGCAUUGUUCUGAUUUGAGCAAUCCUACGAAACCACUUGAAGUUUACCGAAAAUGGGUUGAUCGGAUUAUGGAAGAGUUUUUCAUUCAAGGAGAUAUGGAACGUGAGAAAGGAUUAGAUAUCAGUCCAAUGUGUGACCGACAUAAUGCAACAAUUGAAAAAUCUCAGGUCGGUUUUAUUGACUACAUUGUUCAUCCAUUAUGGGAGACUUGGGCUGAUUUAGUUUAUCCAAGUGCACAAGAUAUUUUAGAUACCUUAGAAGACAACAGAGACUGGUAUCAAAGUAUGAAUCCAAUUAGUCCAUCAGCUAGCUUUUGCAAUCAUUCAAAGGAAGGAAGCAAAGACUCAGAAGAAAGCCGGUUUCAGUUUGAUGCAGCUACUGAUGAAGAAAAUAGUGCGCACAGUCAGGAUUCUAAUACAGUAACAGUAAGGUUUGACACAUCGAGUCUCAGUGAAGAAACUGUUGAUCAGCUUGACAAUGAAGGUGAAGAACUGCUUUAUCCGUGAAAACUUAUGACAUAAUAAUUUUGAACUUAUUAGAACACUAACAUGAUGUUCAUUACUGUCACACACAGUAGUGCUGAACACUAAUCUGACUGUUCACUGCUGUCACACACAAUCAGUAGUGUUGAACACUAACAUGGCUCUGUUCACAAAAAUCAGAAUGCUAACAUAGAUUUGUUCACUGCUAAAUAAUUAGAAAAAACUUCUUUCUGUGGCAAAUUUAUCACACUGGAAAAUUUUGAUUUUCUUAUCUAUUUGGAAGUGUUGAUUUGUACUAAAGAUGCUGAUAAUGUUAAACAGAAUUAACAAAAUCUCUCAUUUGAUUUUCUCUCUCUUGUUUAUCUCCAGAUUAUCCCCAAUUCUAGAAUAUUCUCGCUACAUCUUCAGCUACAUUAUGUGAGAUGUUCCUAUUUCAGUCUUCCCCUUCCUAAACAACACAAAUUUCAAAAUAUCUGUGAUUUCUUGUUUUUCUAAGUACUUAGCUUAAUGGUAUACUAACAGGCUCAUCUUUUAUCCUUUUUGUUUCCUUUCUAAGUAAAUACUUUGGAAUAGGGACCAAACUCCAACAACCAGUAUCAUUAUAAAAAUGUUAAAUACUCAACUUUUAAAUGUUAAAAAAAAGAAACUUUAUUUAAUUAACCAAUGUAUGUAUUACUUUAUUGCAAUUCAAAAUUUCUAGUAACACUUUCAAGCUUAUGCUUUUUCAUGGUUGUGCUUGAAAAUGUUAAAAACAUUUUUAAAAAACAAACCCAACAUGUUGUAACAUAUUUGUCUCACAAUGGUUUUGAUAUAAAAAAUAUACAUUCUAAUGCAGACUGAAGUAAAGAAUCAAAAACCUUUGUGAACAGGAUACUAAAGAUAAGGCUUAAAAUUGAGAUUUUACAGGAAGAGGUGUAGUUUUCAGUUUAUUUUGUAAAUAUAAUUAUUGUAAAUGCAUUUUGAAAAUACACCCAUAAUUUUCUUCCUGAACCUCUUUUAAAUUGUGUCUAGAUUCAUUUUAAUUUGCAUACUUUGUUGUUUAGAAUGAUUUUCAAAUGUAUUUAUCAACAUUGUUAAAACAUAUUAUUUGUAGUAAAGAUUUCUCCUACAAGGUUAAUCAAAAUGUUAAAGAUAUAUGUGGUAUGUGUGUGUGUGUGUGUGUGUGUGUGUGUACACAUUUGCAUGUGUGUGAAUGUGUGUAUUUAUGAUUUUAUAUGUAAAAAUGUUAGUGCUCCUCAAUAUGCACUUGCUAAAAGCCUGACUACUAAAAUACAAAUAUGCACGCAGACACACAUAUAUAUGUGUGUGUAUAUGAGUGCAUAAAUAUACACACACACAUAUAGUUGAGUGUGCAUGUGUGUAUGUGUGUGUGUGUGUGUGUAUAUAUAUAUAUAUAUAUAUAUAUAUUGAAAAGAUUAAGAGGUUUCAUACAAGUAAAUUUAUAUUAAAAACAAAAAGAAAAUACUUUCAGAACAUUAUUGUGGAUAAAAGAAAGAAAAUAUUCACAUUUUUAUCAAAAUUUGCUGCUGGUUUCAUUUUUUUUUUUUUUAAGAGAAGGGAAACAUUGAAAUAAAUUAGUUUGAUUAGUUCUGUAAUUUCAUGUUUUCCUUACAAAAAUUUAUCAGCAUCAUGGGAAAUUUGUGAGGAAAACAUGCAUACUUCCAGGACUGGUUGAUUUAAAGAUUAAUUUAAUUUGAUUCAAUUUAUAUUCUCUUUUCUUGCAACAUGACAAAAUUGUUUUAAAAACUAUUGAAACCAGUAUAUUUUGAUAAUAAUUUUAAUAUUUUCUUAGUUUUUAUUCAUGAUAAAGUUUGCAUAGCAUUUCCUUCUUUUUGUUUUUUUAAUAUAUAUAUUUGUGUGUAUGUAUUUGUGUGAGUGUGCACGCUUGCGUGUGUGUGUGUGUGCAUGUGUGUUAAAAGAAAAAAGGGUUACUGCACUUAAACAUUUUGUAAAUCCCAUUUUGGGGGUAAUUUUGAAGAUGGCUGUGAUUGGUUACUUGAAUUGUUUUUGUUUAUUAACAAUGCAACUAUCCUUUUCGUGUUUUAUUUUUUAGUGUUUAUCUACUUCUUUCCUUAUUUUCUCUCUCUAAUCUCCCUCCCUCUCUCUCUCUCUCUCUCUCUCUCUCUCUCUCUCUCUCUCUCUCUCUCUCUCUCUCUAUCUACCAACCUUUCUAUCUAUCUCCCCAACUUGUGUUAAAUUUCUAUGCUCCCUCUCAUGAUAUUAUAUUACUUUGUAAAGAAUAUUGGCUGAUGGUAAUUUACACCUUCAAAAUUACCUUGAAAUUUUGUUAACAAGCGGAGAUAAUAAUAUUUUAAUGCUGUUGAUGUAAACAGAAAAUAAAAGACAUUUGGCUUACUGUGUUUUAUUAGGAAACUCUGAGGUUAACAUUUGUAGACAAUUUUUUGCCUUUAUGUUGUUUAACAUCUGUAAACAAUUUUUUAUGUUGUUAGCAUGUGUAGACAAUUCUUUACUUUUCUGUUGUUCCACUAUGGAAACAAAAUAACUGCCUCAAAUACAACAAAAAACACUAUUUAUUCAAUAUUUAUUUUGAAUUCGAUUUUAUACUUUCAAAUACAUCAAUGGCAUAUUUGAAAGUAUACUGUUGAGCAAUAUAAAGGCAGCUCUUACAUUCAACUCCUUGUUAAACAACAAGGAUUCUGUAGCUAUUAAUUUCCUCUGAAUCAGAGAUUUUAUGUCCUUAAUCACUUCACUAUUGUACUUAGGCUGAUUCAUAAAGUAUCCCCAGAUAGAGCCUAUAACCUAUUUUAUUUUACAACAUGCAAUUUAUUUUUUAUUAAAACCAGUAAAAUUGAGAAGCAAAGAAUAAUUUAAGCAAGCAACACACAAUUUUUGUAAGCACUUAACAUUUAGUAAGCAAAACCAUUUAGAUUCUGCAUGUAUGUGUUUGCGAAUAUGUAUUUGUGCUGUUUUGUACUUGUACAUAUGUAUGUGCGUGUGAGAAUGUAACAUAUGUAUAUAAAGUGUAUACAUAUGAUAGCUUACUAUACAUGAGGUUGCUAUUGAAAUAACAAUAAAUAUUCACUUGGUCAAUAUAUGUAUAUGCUUACAUUUAUUGGUGUUAAAUAUUUUUCAUAACCUUUAAUUUAACAUGUCUGUUAUAUUCAUAAAACACACACACACACAAACACACACACACACACACAAACACAUGUACACAAAAUCUGUUUAUAAUUAAAAAAAUUCUUGGUAAUUUUGAAUCUUUUCUGAAAGCUCAAAUAGGCUACAAGAAACUGCACAGCUUAAAUCUACUGUAAUGCCUUUAAUUUGGCUUUGACAACAAAGCAAUAACCAGAAUACUAUUAAAAAAUGUAAGUACUCAAUGUUGUUGUAUAAGUCAUGUUAUAGGUUAAUCUGUUCUGCUUUAAGAUAUAAUGAAUAGUGAAAUAGUCACCAUGUAUUUAAGAGUCUAAACUUUACAGUCACUGCACUGUACUUCUGAGCUUACCUUAUUGCAGGUUCUAUGCUCUCUUCACAAUUGUUCCAGUAAUUUGUAAAUGUCUAGCCAGUGGUUAGCAUUACAUGUAUGUUAGCAUGACAAAUGAAUGUAAAAAAGUAAAAGAAAUGUUCCCAUUAAACAUUAAACUUUAUUACAAAUAACUUUAAUGUGAACUAAUAGUUUUCUGUUAGCAUUCUAAUAAUUGCUUUGCAUGAAAUAACAAUUGAUGAAUUAGAUUAGAAUCAUUUAUUUUGAGAGAAAAUAAGCUAUAAUUACCAACUGGUAAUAUAAUGAAAUGUUGACAUUCUGUUGAUGAUGAUAAUUGACUAACACCUAUAAAAUAUACAUCAAUGAUAGCACUAAAACUACAGAUAUGGCAUUUUUCUUUUCUGCCUGCUUUAGUAGAAUCUAGCAUCAAUAGAUCAUAUGAGUAUCAUUUGUAAUUCCAUAUAAUUCUCUCUCUCUCUCUCUCUUUCUCUCUCUCUCACACACACACACACACACACACACACACACAAACACACAAAUAAAGUAUAUAUAUAUAUAUAUAAAUCAGACUGGAGCCUGGUGUUGCCAUCCGGUUUCACCAGUCCUCAGUCAAAUCGUCCAACCCAUGCUAGCAUGGAAAGCGGACGUUAAACGAUGAUGAUGAUGAUGAUGAUAUAUAUAUAUAUGUAGAUAGGUUACAAUUUUUCCUAAUCUCCUGUUCAUAGAUAGAUAGAUAUGUAGACACAUAUACAUACAUGCAUACACACACACACACACACACACACACACACACACACACACACACACACACACACACACACAUAUAUAUAUAUAUAAAAUUUGUAACACAAGUUACAGUCAUGGAUGUUAAAGUUUUAUACAUAUAAGAAAGGAAGAUUACUAAAAUCUAAUAAAAUAUUUUCAAGUGAUUUAAACAUUUUGUAAGAACUAAGAUGUAAUGAAGCUGCUUACAAAUAUCAGUUAUGUUGCUUAUCGAACAUAUUACUGAAGAACAAAUUGUGAUUUCAUCUUAGACUUUUAAGCAUUCAGAAGUACCAAAUAAAUACAAACCCAAAUCCACUUAAAUCCUUUUUUCAAAGACCUACAAUUUCUUUAGGCUCAGAAUAGAAAUAUUUUGAGAAUAUAGUCUAAAGAUGGAAAUAUGGAAUGAGAUAUCAAAAACAUGACAAGAAACUAUAAUGCAAAAUAAAAUUCUAUUUAAAAUGUAUUGAAUGCUCUUUCAGUUAAUGUUUUAUGUAUGAUUAUAGACAAAAAUAUGAAUUAAUUUAUUAAUGCAUGUGUGUGUGUGCAUGAGAGAGAGAGAAAGAGCGAGAGAGAGAGUGUGUGUGUGUGUGUUUUAUGAUAUGCAGAGUAUAGAGUGUUGUCAAAAUCAUAAUGAUCUUCAAUUGACAGUUGAUGAGGAGAGUAAUGUUGCAUGUAAAAUAAAAUAGAAUACAUUAUAUAUUGUAUAUUGUGUGUGUAUAUAUAUAUAUUUAUAUAUACAUAUGUAUAUCAAUUAUAUAUUUAUACAUAUCAUAUAUAUAUUUAUAUAUACAUAUAUAUAUGUAAUAUUUUGGACUAAUGGGUAUAUGUCAAUUAGUGUGUUAAUGUGUUGAGUAAAGUACUGGCAUAGUUUGGGCUACCUGGUGUCAUCUGCAGUUGGGGUAUAUUUCCAUUGGAUCUACUUCAGAAAUCCCACAGUGUUAGUUAAUAAUUGAUUAAGUAACCAGAAGAUGAAUGUAGCUGAUGUGACCCAAACUGCAAAAUAGAAGCAACACAACAUGAUGCACAGAGUCCCAUCCAUAAGCAACAGUAGCAGGAUGGGUCAAAACGAUUGUUGUACAAAAUAAAGACUAAUACCAAAUCCAUCUUCUGGUAUGUAUGUAUGUAUGUAUGUAUGUGGGGGGACACAUUCAUACACACACAAAUACAUAUACAGGCACACAUAGACAUAUGUGUGUGAAUGUAUGCAUGUGUAUGUAUUGUAUAGAGAUCAGUGACAAAGUAUGACAGAACAUUUUAAUAUUAAUACCUAAUGGAUUAAUUAAUUAAAACUGAGAUUAAUAAUAACCACAAUCAGUGCAGCUCUCUUAGGAAGGAUUACUCUUUCAACAACACCCUCCCCCGCCAAAUUUGCAUGUAUGUAUAUGUACAUUAGUUUAUUUAUAGCCCUAUUUGUGUGUGUGUGUGUGUGUGCAUUUGUACACACAAAAACAUGCUGAUAGCCAUUAUGUGUGAAUAUGGAAAAUUUUCAGUCACUUCAAUGAUAAAUGACAUUCCUAACAAUUGUUCUUAGUAAUUCUUUGCUUAUCAUUUUGCUGGCCAUCUGUAUUUAUCCCUUUUUUUUUGAAGUUUUUUCUUUCUUUUCAUCAUAUGUAACAGAUAUUCUAAAAAAUUGAGAAUAAGAAAUACUUUUGUGAACAAUUUUGGUUUAAAAUCUAUAAAAGGUAUUAAUUGCUACAGUUAACCUAUAGAUAUGAAAUUCAAAAUAUUUAUGAACAGUUUCAGACCAAAGUUUAUCAAUUUUUUUGCUUUUUUUUAGCUACACACAUUUUGUAGAAUGAUAAUAAAAGCCUAAAAUAUUUUA